AAUCUAUUGAUCGAUGCGACAUACAUUGAGAUUGAUUAUGUUCCCAAACCCGUUAUUCUAAAUAUAGACCAUUACAGCGUGAAUAACCAAUGAGAUCGCUGAACACAGGUAUUUCACCACCGCAUGUAAACACUGGAUAGAGUUUAUAAACCGGCUUGUGUCACUGUAACACAACAUUGGUCUCCCUGCUGGUAAAGCUCACAGGUGAAGUUUGAGUGUCUAAACAUGGUUUACAAGACUUACAAAGGUCGUGUCCGCUCCGGAAACACUCUCAGAGCUUCUAAUUCAGGGGACAGCGACAUAUACAGACGACAGUCUUACUCGGUUCACCAGUCCAAGGACAAACCUGUUAUUGAUCUCCUAGAAGACCUUGGCAUUGAUACAGAAGACGUCGCUUACUCCCUCAACAAGAAAGGACGAUGGCUGGUCCCACAAAUUCUAAAACAAGAAAUUAUCAAAAACAAAGACGAAAUCCAUGAAUUUGUCGAUUGCCACAAAUCAUUUUAUUCAAAUAAUGGUUUUCUUAAAAAGCUUGUACCCCAGAGAACCUGCAUGCAUUUAGAUACAUGUAGGGCCGAUAGUGAGGCAUUAAAGAUUGAUAUUGUGACUUUGUGUCCAAUAACAAGCUCUCUCGACCACAAUACUAAAUACACAGGGAAAUGUGGCUCAAACGACAUUUCACAUAAAAAAUCAAAUCCUUAUCACAGCAAAACAAACCGACACCGAAAGACGAUGUCCAAAGGUUUGACAAUGGAUGAAUACCUAGACUUUUCCGAGGACGAAGAUGAGGAUAUAGAUCCUAAUGAGGACACUUACAAACGUCCAAGAGGUGUUUCCUUCGGAGACAUUCUGGUUCAUUCUUGCGAAAUGCAAAAAUUACUUUCCAUAGACAUAUCUAAUCCUUGUAAGGACAGCCUUACAGCGUCAUACGAUCAACACUCACUAUACAACACCGACAGAGAGAAUAAUCACGUUACGUUUUCUGUUCUAAAAACAGAUGUACUAACUGGACAUCUGAGGAGGAUCUUUGGCGGGGACUAUAUCGAAUGUCGUUGUCUCCCACGGAAGUUCCUCAUUGACAUCACAGACAGAGUUACCAGUACCGUCUUGAAAUCCAAAGCUUUUCUCAACAGGGAUUUGAGGCGAAUUGAUCUAUCAACAGUCCUGAUAUUUGCCUACGAUAUGAUCGGCAGUAUGGACAGCAUGGACAUUGACCUUUUUAAAGUCUCCAUAAACAUGAAAACAACACAAAAGUGUCUCAGAAUGGACUCUCUUCCUGAAAACAGUGUGGUUGGAAUUGAGGAAAUUGUUCAGGGCGCAGUAUCCUAUAUAGAAUCCCUCCCCUUUGAUAGCUUCAUACCUAGGAAUUCACUGAAACCCCACACUACGCCAGUCAACAACUACAACAAUAUUCUAAAACUUUGCACCAAAGAGGCCACCGUCUUUACUCCAGAAAAUUUCGCCAUCAAAGACAUACUGAAAGAAAACAGUACGAAACGGUAUGAAAUAGAGGAAAAUGAUGACUUUGAGAUUGAUCCCACCGGAUACGUGUUCCAUUUGUAUGGAAUCACUCCUAGAAUGUUCGGCGACCGCUCUACAAACAUGUGGACAUUGGUUUUGUGAUCGUUGUUGGAAUGAUCAUGUAACCACUGCAAGUAGUGGAAGGUCAGGGAAGGUUACGUGUCCGCAAUAUAGCUGUCGAUGUCCGGUAGGUUACGAUAUUUUGUUCACUGUUUCCAAUCUUCAGACAUUAGAAGGAAUGUUUAGGCGACAAAUAAGCUCUCACGUCGAAAAAGAUCCAAACUCCAAGUGGUGCCCAAAUGAAGCAUGCGGACGCGUUAUCAAGUAUAUCAAAACCGGACAGAACACAAAUGUGGCGUGCGAGUGUGGAACUUGUUUUUGUUUCGAUUGUUUACAAUCCGUCCACUGGCCACUAUCAUGUAAGGACUACGACAAGUAUUUAGAGAAGUUAAAAGACAAUGGUCAUAUAGACAAAGCGCUAAACAUUGAAGAAAAAAUCCCGUACGAUAUCCAAGGAAAACAUUGCCCUGUUUGCAAAGUCUUUAUGGAAAAGACCGGUGGCUGUAUGUUCAUCUCGUGCAUUUGCGGCGCAAUAUUUUGUUGGGCGUGUCUCAAAGAAGGAACACUUCACCGCAGGAAGAUUUGUUUCCCAUGGAGAAAAUGGAAAUUCGGUGACAUGUACAAAUUAAAACGUAUAAGGAUUAUCACUUCAAAGCAUGGUCCCGAUUAUGAAAAACCCACCUGGUAUAAACGUGCUGUUGAAAUUCGUACUAUGCUUAACCCUUCUAGGGUAAAGUCGAUGUCAUCUGCUGUUCAAUACAUGUGCAGAACACUGAGGUCAUCCGGUACAGAACUAGAAAAAUAUGAAGACAACCACAUCACUGCAACGGAUCAAAUCCGUCCAUUUCUUUCGAGUAUGGUCAGCCUGUUCCUGGAGCUAACUCCCGUUUGUGAAUACACUACUGUGUUCUUAGAGGAGUCAAAAGAUGGAAGGCUUGUGCAGCUCAGAGAUCGUAUCCAACGUAUGACCGAAGAAAUUUGUUCAAUCUUUAUCUCGUCACACAAUCUAGAUUUGAAAUCAUCAAUCUCGCGCCUUAUUCAUCUUCGUUUUGAAUGUGAGAAAGUAUUCAAGAUUAUGUUUACCACUGUGGAAUCAAAAAGGAUGUCUACCAGUUUCUCUCAAUAAAACAAAUACAAUUAUA
Molecule: messenger RNA, 2723 nt
Organism: Pecten maximus
Lineage: Eukaryota; Metazoa; Mollusca; Bivalvia; Pectinida; Pectinidae
Exons: 2
Coding region: 226-1623 (465 amino acids)
Biological process (GO): positive regulation of proteasomal ubiquitin-dependent protein catabolic process; ubiquitin-dependent protein catabolic process; protein polyubiquitination
Cellular component (GO): cytoplasm; ubiquitin ligase complex
Molecular function (GO): ubiquitin conjugating enzyme binding; ubiquitin protein ligase activity; zinc ion binding
Source: RefSeq, a predicted model, not a curated record